AUGUGGAUAAUUCUGCAUAUUUGUCUGUCCCUGUCUUGUAACUAUAUCUCUGUAGCUUCGAUGGCCAGUUCAGGUACCUGUCAGUUCCAGAGACACUUCAAGUUGAACAGCAUGUACCAGGAUGGAGACCUUAUCAUAGGUGGUCUGUUUGAGGUUCAGUACCUCAAAGCAUUCCCAGAGCUGAGCUUCAGAACAGAGCCGGAACUACCACACUGUGAGCACUUCUACAUGACAAGCUUCCAGCAUGCACAGACCAUGAUUUUUGCUAUAAAUGAGAUCAAUAAUAAUCAUAGCCUGCUGCCUGACAUCACACUUGGUUACCAAAUCUAUGACAACUGUUUAAGGCUCGGAGUGGCAUUCAGGGCUGCAAUAGAUCUUAUUAGUGGGUCAGAAGAGUCCUUCUCCGACCUCAACUGCACUGGCCCACCCCCGGUGAUUGGAAUCAUUGGGGAUCCAGGUUCCACUAAUUCUAUUGCAAUUUCCAGUGUUCUUGGGCUGUUCAGAGUGCCUAUGGUUAGUUACUAUGCCACGUGCUCCUGUUUGAGUGCCAGGAAAAAAUAUCCCUCUUUCUUCAGAACUAUUCCCAGUGAUGCCUUCCAGGUGCGGGCUAUGGUUCAAAUUCUGAGGCAUUUUGGAUGGACCUGGGUUGGCCUGCUUUACAGUGAUGAUGACUAUGGCAUCUAUGCCGCUCAGUCCUUUUAUCAGGAUGUGCAGCUGUUUGGAGGGUGUGUGGCCUUCUCUGAGAUACUGCCCAAUGAUAACAACAGGAAGGAAAUACAACGCAUAGUGGAAGUCAUUCAGGGCUCCACAGCUAAAGUGGUGGUUGUAUUUUCCACUUCAAGUUAUUUGUUGCCCGUGGUUGAUGAAAUGCUGUUGAAAAAUGUGACAGGAAGACAAUGGAUUGCUAGCGAGGCUUGGGCUACUUCUCCUGUGCUUCUCGCCCCACGGCUUAAGCCUGUCCUGGGGGGCACGAUAGGUACUGCCAUAAGACGAGGAGAGAUUCAGGGACUUGGUGACUUUCUGCUACGCCUUCGUCCUGGCAACAAUUCACAAAACAGCAUGGUGAGAAUCUUCUGGGAGAACAUGUUUGGUUGCAAGUUUGAAAAUGAAGGCAGAGAGGGAGAAAAAAUUUGUACAGGGCAAGAGAAUCUGAGCAGCACAGACACAGCUUACACUGAUGUAUCAGAGCUGAGGGCCUCAUAUAAUGUGUAUAAGGCAGUAUAUGCCCUGGCACAUGCAUUGCAUGACCUGAUGCAGUGUGAGGAGGGGAGAGGGCCAUUUAGUGGGAACAGCUGUGCCGACAUAAACAACCUCCAGCCCUGGCAGGUAAUCCAUUACCUACAGAAAGUGAACUUCACCACAGGAUUUGGUGAUCAUGUGUCAUUUGAUGAGAAUGGAGAUGCCCUGGCCAUCUAUGAUGUGAUGAACUGGCAGACGAGCGCGGACGGGUCGAUUAUUAUCCGUACAGUUGGUGUGGUUAAUGAAGGGGCAGCAGGUGGGAAGGUGCUCACACUGGAUGCGGAUGCAUUAUUCUGGAACUUUGAGACAAAAAAACCCCCACAGUCUGUGUGUAGUGAGAGCUGUCCUCCAGGCACCAGGCAAGCCACGAGGAAGGGCCUUCCUGUCUGCUGUUUUGACUGCCUGCCAUGUGCAGAUGGAGAGAUUUCUAAUAAAACAGACUCCACUGAGUGCAUAGCAUGUCAAGAUGAGUUCUGGUCCAAUCCAGAAAAAAAUAAGUGUAUUCCUAAAGAAGUGGAGUUUCUAUCUUAUGAGGAUCCACUGGGCAUCUCCCUGACUACUGCCUCCCUUCUUGGUACCUGCUUCUGCGCUCUUGUGAUGAUCGUCUUUGCUCAUCACCGCAAAACUCCAGUAGUACGUUCAAACAAUUCAGAGCUCAGUUUUCUUUUGUUAUUGUCACUUAAACUCUGUUUCCUGUGUGUGCUGCUGUACAUUGGCCGACCACAGCUGUGGACAUGUCAGUUAAGACAUGCCAUGUUUGGCAUUAGCUUUGUCCUGUGCAUCUCCAGCAUCCUGGUCAAGACCAUGGUGGUAAUAGCUGUGUUCAAAUCAUCUCAGCCUGAGGGUAAAGCUACUAUUAAAUGGUUUGGAGCAGCCCAACAACGAGGCACCGUCCUGGCUCUAACUGCCCUCCAGGUGGUUAUAUGUGCAGUCUGGUUGUCAACAUCCUCUCCCACACCCCAUAAAAACAGCCAGUAUAUAAGGUCUAAAAUAGUGUAUGAAUGUGCUAUUGGUUCAGUGGCUGGAUUUUCCAUGCUACUUGGCUAUAUUGGCCUUCUGGCAGCAAUAAGCUUCUUGUUAGCCUUCCUGGCAAGGAAUCUCCCAGAUAAUUUUAAUGAGGCCAAGUUCAUCACUUUUAGUAUGUUGAUCUUCUGUGCUGUAUGGAUAGCAUUUGUACCAGCAUAUGUCAGCUCACCAGGGAAAUAUUCAGUAGCCGUGGAGAUAUUUGCUAUUUUGGCUUCCAGUUUUGGAUUACUGGUGGCUAUAUUUGCCCCAAAGUGCUACAUCAUUGUACUGCAUCCAGAAAGAAACACUAAAAAAGCCAUCAUGAGAAGAGCCACACAAAACAAAUAG
Myxocyprinus asiaticus (Chinese sucker) is the source of this 2592-nucleotide messenger RNA. RefSeq names its product extracellular calcium-sensing receptor-like. Gene Ontology annotation, biological process: G protein-coupled receptor signaling pathway. Lineage: Eukaryota; Metazoa; Chordata; Actinopteri; Cypriniformes; Catostomidae. The coding region runs from base 1 to 2592 and encodes 863 amino acids. The record is from RefSeq and is a predicted model, not a curated record. Gene Ontology annotation, cellular component: membrane. The transcript is spliced from 6 exons. Gene Ontology annotation, molecular function: G protein-coupled receptor activity.